AUGUUCGGCCCGUCCACGAGGAAUGAAUGGCUGUUCUGUGGGCCCUUACUCCUCCAGGCCUUGAUCGUUCCGGCUCUACAGAUUUACACGCUGGUGGAAUGGCAAGAAUGGGUGAAUCCCAACAUCACGCAAGUGUCAGUUGGAUACGUUGUCCCCAUCAAUCUGGUCAUCUUCGUCUUUACAUGUCUCUAUCUUGUGGUUCUGGCGUUUGAUGCCGUACACCACAAGAACAAUCUGCUCCUCUUCGCCAUUUGCGCGAGCAAUGUCUGCAUCACGGUCUUUUCGGGCCUCCAGCCCCGAUCGAUGAAGGAAGCGAUCGCAACUUUGCCAGAAGCGCGUGAUGCGAACCUGCAGCCAUUGGUGAAUGUGCACUUCGACUUUAUAGGCCGGGUGUAUCCCGCUCUGGUUGCCUGUCCGGUCGUGUUUGGCAUUUGCACGGCCUUGGUCUGGCCGUUUGCCUAUCGACUCCAUAAGGAUUAUGCCUGGGCCAUUUAUCGGACAAUUCAUGGGAACACCAGUAUCAAAAUUCGUUACAUCGCAUAUGAGGUCUAUCUGGUCCUCAUCAAAUCCAAGUUUUAUUUCAUCACCGUCUUCAUCAUCCAGUACGACCUGAUUGACGUGCACUUCCAGCAACCCGAGUUUGCACUCACACUGGCCAUUCUACCCGCUUCGUUCAUCAUGAUGGCCCUUGCUAUCUGGGCCGUCCGCAAGGAGUGGACCUUGGCCAUGAUCUUUGCAAUUCUCUCCCACGGUGCCCUCGCAGCCUACUUUGUCAGCCGCAUUGUCGUUUUGAAUGGUAACGGAGAACUCGCGAAUACCGCAGACAAGGCCAUGAUGCUGCUGUUCGCCUACGUCUCCUUGGUCCUGAUGAUUGGCACACUGUUCUGCGCCGCGGUAUGCGUAUACAACUUCAAUCAUGGUCUGAAAGAUCUAUUUGGAGGACUGAGCCUCGAGCGCGAUCAUGUUGACUUUGAGGCUCUGCCUCGUCGGUCUGAGCAAACACACUCGCAGUACUCGAGGCUGUCUCUCGGGAAAAAAAAUGGGAGGGAUGAAUGGUGA
Molecule: messenger RNA, 1059 nt
Organism: Penicillium diatomitis
Lineage: Eukaryota; Fungi; Ascomycota; Eurotiomycetes; Eurotiales; Aspergillaceae
Exons: 4
Coding region: 1-1059 (352 amino acids)
Cellular component (GO): Golgi apparatus
Source: RefSeq, a predicted model, not a curated record